CAGUAUCAGGAUGGAGCAGAGGUCAGACUCUCCUAAACCCAGCUGUUAGUCCAUGAAGAGCGAUCAGUCUAAAGAUGCCUGGAUUAAGUUCAAACAACCUGCAGAUGGAAGUAUCAGGAUGGAGCAGAGGUCAGACUCUCCUGAACCCAGCUGUGUGUCCAUGAAGAGUGAUCAGUCUAAAGGUUACUUGAUUAACUUCAAACAACCUGCUGAUGGAAGUAUCAGGAUGGAGCAGAGGUCAUACUCUACUGAACCCAGCUGUGUGUCCAUGAAGAGUGAUCAGUCUAAAGGUUACUUGAUUAACUUCAAACAACCUGCUGAUGGAAGUAUCAGGAUGGAGCAGAGGUCAGACUCUCCUGAACCCAGCUGUGUGUCCAUGAAGAGUGAUCAGUCUAAAGGUUACUUGAUUAACUUCAAACAACCUGCUGAUGGAAGAGUUCAGCUGGAAACAUCAGAGUCCUUCAGAAAUCAGUCCAAACGGCAGAAAACAGAGCUGGACUCCAUAUUUAUGCUGCUGGAGGAGAACAUUAUCAUCUUUGUGAAGAAGGAACUAAAGAGAUUUCAGAAGGCUCUGAGUCAGGAUAACCCCGAAUGUCCCAGUGAGGAUGAGGAGGUGUUGGUUGGUGAAGAUGAAGAGCAGAGGAGCAGCAGAGAGGCUUUUCUGAAGAUCACAGAAAACUUCCUAAGGAUAAUGAAGCAGUAUGAGCUGGCUGACUGUCUGAGAAACAGAACUCCUGCUUCAGUUUGCCAACAUAAACUCAAGUCUAACCUGAAGGAGAAGUUCCAGUGUGUGUUUGAGGGGAUCGCUAAAGCAGGAAACCCAACCCUUCUGAAUCAGAUCUACACAGAGCUCUACAUCACUGAGGGAGGGACUGGAGAGGUCAACGAGGAACACGAGAUCAGACAGAUCGAAACAACAUCCAGGAAACCACACAGACCAGAAACAACCAUCAGACAGGAAGACAUAUUUAAAGCUCCACCUGGAAGAGAAGAACCAAUCAGAACAGUGAUGACAAAGGGCGUGGCUGGCAUUGGGAAAACAGUCUUAACACAGAAGUUUACUCUGGACUGGGCUGAAGGCAAAGCCAACCAGGACAUCCAGUUUACAUUUCCAUUCACUUUCAGAGAGCUGAAUGUGCUGAAGGAGAAAAAUUUCAGCUUGGUGGACCUUGUUCAUCACUUCUUUACUGAAACCAAAGAAGCAGGACUCUGCAGGUUUGAAGACUUCCAGGUGGUCUUCAUCUUUGACGGUCUGGACGAGUGUCGACUUCCUCUGAACUUCAUCAAAACUAAAAUCCUCACUGAUGUCAGAGAGUCCACCUCAGUGGAUGUGCUGCUGAUAAACCUCAUCAGGGGGAACCUGCUUCCAUCUGCUCACCUCUGGAUAACCACAAGACCUGCAGCAGCCAAUCAGAUCCCUCCCGGGUGUGUUGACAUGGUGACAGAGAUCAGAGGGUUCACUGAGUCUCAGAAGGAGGAGUACUUCAGGAAGAGAUUCAGAGAUGAGGAGCAGGCCAGCACAAUCAUCUCCCACAUCAAGACCUCCAGAAGCCUCCACAUCAUGUGCCACGUCCCGGUCUUCUGCUGGAUCACUGCUACAGUUCUGGAGAAUGUGCUGAAGACCAGAAAGGGAGGAGCACUGCCCAAAACCCUGACUGAGAUGUACAUCCACUUCCUGGUGGUUCAGAACAAAGUGAAGAGCAUCAAGUAUGAUGGAGGAGCUGAGACUGAUCCACUCUGGAGUCCACACAGCAGGAAGAUGAUGGAGUCCCUGGGAAAGCUGGCUUUUAAGCAGCUGCAGAAAGGAAACCUGAUCUUCUAUGAACCAGACCUGAAGGAGUGUGGCAUCGAUAUCAGAGCAGCCUCAGUGUACUCAGGAGUGUUCACACAGAUCUUCAGAGAGGACAGAGGACUGUACCAGGACACGUUGUUCUCCUUCAUCCAUCUGAGUGUUCAGGAGUUUCUGGCUGCUCUUCAUGUCCAUCAGACCUUCAUCAACUCCGGAGUCAAUCUGAUGAAAGAAGAACACCCACCAUCCAGAUCUACAAUGACACAGCUCUACCGGAGUGCUGUAGACCAGGCCUUACUGAGCCCAAAUGGACACCUGGACCUUUUCCUCCGCUUCCUCCUGGGUCUGUCACUGACCACCAAUCAGGAUCUCCUACAAGGUCUGCUGACACAAACAGGACGUGACUCAAAGACCAGUCAGAAAACAGCCCAGUACAUCAAGACAAGGAUCAGUAUGAAUCUGUCUGCAGAGAAGAGCAUCAACCUGUUCCACUGUCUGAAUGAACUGAAUGAUGUUUCUCUAGUGGAGGAGGUCCAACAGUCCCUGAGAUCAGGACCUCUCUCCACAAAUGAACUGUCUCCUGCUGAGUGGUCAGCUCUGGUCUUCAUCUUACUGUCAUCAGAAGAAGAUCUGGAUGUGUUUGACCUGAAGAAAUACUCUGCUUCAGAGGAGGCUCUCCUAAGGCUGCUGCCAGUGGUCAAAGCCUCCAACAAAGCUCUACUAAGUGGCUGUAACCUCUCAGAGAGUAGUUGUGUAGCUCUGUCCUCAGUCCUCAGCUCCUCCAGUCUCAGAGAUCUGGACCUGAGUAACAACAAACUAAAGGAUUCAGGAGCGACACUGCUGUCUACUGGACUAGAGAGUCCAAACUGCAGACUUCAAACUCUCAGACUGAGUGGUUGUAACCUCUCAGAGAGAAGCUGCGGAGCUCUGUCCUCAGUCCUCAGCUCUUCCAAUCUGAGAGAUCUGGACCUGAGUAACAACAAACUAAAGGAUUCAGGUGUUGAGAAACUUUGUUUUGGACUUAGGGAUCAACUGUCUACUCUGCAAACUCUUAGACUGAGUGACUGUUACCUCUCAGAGAGUAGCUGUGGAGCUCUGUCCUCAGUCCUCAGCUCCCAGUCCUCCAGCCUCAGAGAUCUGGACCUGAGUAACAACUACCUGGAGGAUUCAGGAGUGAUACUGCUGUCUUCUGGACUUAAGAGUCCAAACUGCAGACUGGAAACUCUCAGACUGAGAGACUGUUACCUCUCAGAGAGUAGCUGUGGAGCUCUGUCCUUAGUCCUCAGCUCCCAGUCCUCCAGUCUCAGAGAUCUGGACCUGAGUAACAACUACCUGGAGGAUUCAGGAGUGAUACUGCUGUCUACUGGACUGGAGAGUCCUAACUGCAGACUGGAAUCUCUCAGACUGAGUGGCUGUAACCUCUCAGAGAGUAGCUGUGGAGCUCUGUCCUCAGUCCUCAGCUUCUCCAGUCUCAGAGAUCUGGACCUGAGUAACAAUGACCUGCAGGAUUCAGGAGUGACACUGCUGUCUACUGGACUGGAGAGUCCUAACUGCAGACUGGAAACUCUCAGACUGAGAGACUGUAACCUCUCAGAGAGUAGCUGUGGAGCUCUGUCCUCAGUCCUCAGCUUCUCCAGUCUCAGAGAUCUGGACCUGAGUAACAAUGACCUGCAGGAUUCAAGUGUGGCACUGCUAUCUACUGGACUGGAGAGUCCAAACUGCAGGCUGGAAACGCUCAGACUGUCUGGCUGUUUGGUCUCAGAGGAAGGCUGUUCUUCUCUGGCCUCAGCUCUGGGCUGGUCCUGUCUGACAGAGCUGGACCUGAGCUACAAUCAUCCAGGAGAACUAGGAGAGAACCUGCUGUCUGUUCUCCAGGAGGAUCCAGACUGCAGACUGGAGACACUGAGACUGGACCAUGGGGGACGGCACAGAUUGAAACCAGGUCUACAGAAGUACGCCUUUGAGCUACAAGUGGACACAAACACAGUGGACAGAAGACUGAGACUGUCUGACAACAACAGGAUGGUGACAUUAGAGGAGGAGUUUCCGCCAUUUGUUGACCAUCCAGACAGAUUUGAUAACCAUCAGCUGCUGUGUCAGACUGGUCUCACUGGUCGCUGUUACUGGGAGGUUGAGUGGAGCGGAGAUGUUAAUGUAUCAUUGAGUUUCAGAGGAAUCAGACAGAGAGGAGACGGAGAUGAAUGUGAGUUUGGUUCUAAUGCUCAGUCCUGGAGUCUGAUCUGCUCUGGUGUUGGUUACUCUGUCUAUCACAAUAAGAGAAGAACAUACAUCUCCUCCUCCUCCUCUUCAUGGUCCGGUAGAGUAGCAGUGUAUCUGGACCAUUCUGCUGGCUCUCUGUCCUUCUACAGAGUCUCCUCUGACAGACUGAUCCACCUCCACACCUUCAACACCACAUUCACUGAACCGCUUUAUCCUGGGUUUGGGUUAUUAUCUCUAGGUUCCUCUGUGUUCACUGUAGCUCAAACUCUGCUGUCUAAUUCCAAAGCUUAAUCAGACCACAUACCAGAUGACAGAUCUUCUCUGAUGAAUCUGAUUUAUUUGUUCAGAGUUUGACAGUCAUCUUGUAUCAGUGUUUAUAUCUCUGUUAAACUGCUCAGCAGUCAUUUUUAUGUGAUCAAGUCCAGAAUGGCUCACUUUAGUGCUGUUUUAGCUCAGAUACUUCUCUUUUGGUCUAACGAAGCCCACAGACACAAACAGCUGAUCAGAGACACUGAGGUGGAAGAGCACGUAGCCAAGCCCACACUGAAAAACAGUGCCAAACACAGCGGCCCUCCUGGGUAAAAAUAAAACGUUGUUUUUGGUCCAUAUUGAAGCCUGUAGGUAAAAAUGGGCUAAAGAGCGGAGUGAGAGAGGAAGCUUCAGUGUCAGAGAGAUAGGAGUGAAAUAAUAGAAGAAAAGAAGAAGAAAAGUCUUCAAGCACACAGACAGACUCAUGGUUACUAAAUGCUGCUCCGGAAAACAAUUCCAAAUCAGGUAUUCUACAUGAUUUAAAUGAUUCUAAAUUCAUCCUUAUGGGUGAUUUAAACUGGGACUGGCUCUCCUGAACCUCAGAUUGUUUUAAAGAAUUGUGUGACUCCCUAAACCUUGUUCAACUCAUUAAUGCACCAACAAGGCCAAAUCUCAAGUCAGAAAAUAAAUCUACCUUGCUUGACCUAAUUAUAACAAAUGCAUCUCAUAAAUACUCCUCGACGGGCAUAUUCU
Molecule: messenger RNA, 5011 nt
Organism: Cheilinus undulatus (humphead wrasse)
Lineage: Eukaryota; Metazoa; Chordata; Actinopteri; Labriformes; Labridae
Product: NACHT, LRR and PYD domains-containing protein 12-like
Exons: 16
Coding region: 53-4300 (1415 amino acids)
Molecular function (GO): protein binding
Source: RefSeq, a predicted model, not a curated record